Messenger RNA from Glossina fuscipes, 856 nucleotides. RefSeq names its product GILT-like protein 1 (gene GILT1). The transcript has 4 exons. Bases 124 to 846 code for a protein of 240 amino acids. Lineage: Eukaryota; Metazoa; Arthropoda; Insecta; Diptera; Glossinidae. Gene Ontology annotation, molecular function: oxidoreductase activity, acting on a sulfur group of donors, disulfide as acceptor. The record is from RefSeq and is a predicted model, not a curated record.
AAUAAAAUACCACUCGCUCUUAGAAUUUAGUUUGAGCCUAGAAUUGAAUACGUUGUGAUCGUACAAUAUAAAUCCGCGGAGAAAUUUUAUUUAAUUUGUAUAGAUAUUUUUCUAAAGAAUAAUAUGACUAAGUUGAUUGGAGUUUUCAUGGCAUUCGUUGCUCUUGCUAAUGCAGUAAAGGUACCUGUAACCAUUUACUACGAGUCGUUGUGUCCAGAUAGUGCUAAGUUUAUAAGCGAACAACUUUUCCCGGCAGUGAAAAAUGAACUAAGAGAUCAUGUUGACAUUAAAUGGGUACCAUUUGGCAAAUCUACGUAUACAACUCAAGGAUCGGAGAUAUUAUUCACUUGCCAUCACGGCCCUAAUGAAUGUUAUGGAAAUAAAGUGCACGCCUGCGCUAUAGAACACAUCCAGGCCAGUUCUUAUCAAACAGAGUAUACUCGUGAAUCUCUCAUUUUGAAUUUUAUUCAUUGCAUGAUGAAAGCUGGCAAAAAUUUCCCAGAUAAUGUUUAUCCUGGUGCAAAAUGUGCUCGAGAAAGUCAUGUCAGCACUUGGGAGAAUAUACAACAGUGCGCUAAUAGCACUGACGGUGAACGAUUACUAAUGGCACAUGGCCAAACUACGAACGCCUUUCAAAAUCCCUUAAUCAGUGUACCAACUGUCGUCUUUAAAGAACAAUAUGAUCCUAAAGUGAGUAUGCGUGCUCAAACUGAUUUUCUCGGUGCUUUGUGUAAAUACGUGCCUCAACCUCAGCCAAAAGUUUGUGAAGCGAAUAGCUCUGGCGUGAGCAUAGUAGUUGCUCCUCUCCUGGUUUUAUUUAUUUAUUUAAUUCAAAUCUUGGCUUAAGUUUUGAAUU